AAAGGGGAAGAGGGGAUAUGUGUCCUUUCAGCGUUCCUGAGGUGUGGCUGGACUGAUUGAUGGUGAUGGUUCAUGAGUUCCAAAAAUAGCUUCUGUGUGCUGAAGGUCAGGGUCUUCUUUCAUUAAAUAAGUCAAGCCGGGGGUGAGCCUGGCUGUUGGCAGAAAAUACAGAAUCUUGCUUACAGGGCCUUGCAAAUGUGGGGCUGAAUGUGUUAUGGUUGAAGACCCAGACAGGCUGAGGGGUGGGAGAAUUUUGUGCUGUCCCUCUCUAAGCCGGUGCUGCUGUGGGGAGGUGUGAGGCAUGUUGCCCGGUGAUCUCAGCAGAAGGCAUUGCAGUGAGGUUGAGCAGCAGAAAUGUUUGCUCUGGGAAGUUCUGAAUGCAAAGAUCAGCAGCUUUAAGCUGAGGGACUGCUGAGUCCUUAUGGACUUGGGACUGUUUGUCUCAAAUAAUGAGUGAGGUUUCAGAGUGAGGCUGCCAGGAGAUGUCCCAAGCUAAGCCAUUAUUAUGUUAAUCAGUGUCAGAGCGCGAGGUCAUGUGUGACGCAAGGCUGGGGAACCUAAUGUCCUCUCCUAGAGGGGAGAGGUUGUGGACAAGUAGGGUCAGAAUUAUUGCCCUGGGGUUAUUCUUAUGUGUGCUGUUAUACCCUUGUCAUGCCCUAGAUGUGGUGGCACAGCUGGAGCCAUCCUGACCUGCCCUUUGGAAGUGGUGAAGACACGUCUGCAGUCGUCCCAGCUGACAUUGCGGCCUCUGUGCCUCUCAGAGGUGCAGCUGCCAGGGAUGAGUGUGAGGCUGAUGAACCCCACCCCAUCAUCUCCUGGAGUGUUCAAGUUGCUAAGGGCCAUCCUUGAGAAGGAAGGUAUGCGAUCCCUGUUCCGAGGUCUGGGUCCAAACCUUGUUGGUGUUGCUCCUUCCCGGGCUAUAUAUUUUGCUGCCUAUUCUGGUGUUAAGGAGAGGCUCAAUGCUGUCCUUGUACCUGAGUCCAAGAAAGUACACAUGCUAUCAGCAGCCUGUGCAGGCAUUACCUCUUCCACACUCACCAACCCUAUCUGGUUAGUGAAAACCAGGAUGCAGCUGGAAGCCAGGGCAAAGGGGGAGAUGGCCAGCAAUGCUCUCCAGUGUGCUGUGCACGUGUACCGCACUGAAGGCCUUCGUGGGUUUUACCGCGGUAUCACUGCCUCCUACGCUGGAGUGUCAGAGACCAUCAUCCACUUUGUCAUCUAUGAAGCGCUGAAACAGCAGCUGAGGAACAGCCAUCAUUCCCUUUCCCCACCCCUCACACUGUCAACAAACAGCCAUGAUUUCUUUGGACUAAUGGGAGCUGCUGCUGUCUCCAAAACAUGUGCUUCAUGCAUCGCAUAUCCACAUGAGGUCAUUCGGACACGAUUGCGAGAAGAAGGGUCACGAUACCGUUCCUUUAUACAGACACUGCAGCUUGUGGUCCAUGAAGAGGGACCCUUGGCUUUGUACCGAGGGCUCCUGGCUCACUUGAUCCGCCAAAUUCCAAACACAGCUAUCAUGAUGGCUACCUAUGAACUCAUUGUACAUCUAGCCUCUUCCACCUUGUAAGCACACUGUAGCACCUGCCUGAGACUCGGUCUUUUUCCAUCCUCUGAGAGGUGGUGCUUUUUACUGCAUAUCAGAACUGGUCAGGCAUAGCAUUCUCAGGACAUAAGACUAUUUUGUGCAAUGUUUUUGGCUCCCGUGUGCACAAUGUAGGCUUUCCAGAGACUUGAAUUAUUCUGGUGCUUCAAGAUGUCAGGGCACUGGUUUGACAGUGCCUGCUGUAAGCUCCCUGUAUGAAAUAAGGGCAUGGAACUUACUGGGAAGGAGACAAAGAAGAAAACAUAGAGUAUCUUAGCCUCAAGCAUAUUCACUACUUUUGGACCCAGUAACAACCAUACAUGGGCACAGUUAUACGUAAAGACAGGCUAGAUCUAAGACAUCUGAGAGAACUGCAGCAAGCAGAGAUCUUGUACUGAGGCAUUUCACACCCUCAGAGGGUCUCUUCCACUUUCACCUACUGUGCUGCCUUCCUGCCAACAGGGAUUUCUUAACCUUGUCUGUCAGCAAAUGUCCUAUUGCAGAAUCUUCUUUUGGGUCCUUAACAUGUUGCAGCCAUUGCCCUGAGACAUGUUAGGCAGCUGACAGCCUCUUUUUGUCUUGCAGGGUCUGAAUAAUCAGACCAGUUACAUCAAGGGAAGCAGCACAGCCUGCUGUGAAGCACUACCCUAACAACUCAUGGUACUGGGCUCAUGCCGUGUUUUGCCAGUAUCUGUUUUUCCAUCCCCGCUAGAAAGAGGAGGAGACCUCCUUAGAAGUGCUGAGGCUGUUCUACAAGCUGGCAUCCCUGGUGUGAAAAAUACUGUUAUGCUGAUAAAGAAAGUGGAUCAUAUGAAAAGAUGGAUGAAGCUGAGGGCUUGGCCUGUUUCUAUUGAUGAUACACUAAAUGUAUGGAAAGAGCCUUAUUUCUUUUUCUGUAAUCAAGAAUUCGGUGUGCUGCAUGUGUUACACUUGCCUGUGACAGGCUGGGGUGCUUCUGUCCCAUGUCCUGGGGAAGGCUACAUUGUGUGUUUACAAAGAGUAUUUUGACUCUCAAAAAGGUGGGUGUAGGGUUAGGGGUGAUAUGUUUUUCUUGUUCCAACACACACACUAAAAAAUGUAACCCUUCCCCUAGAUGAGGCAGUAAUUUCAGUAAAUACAUGCUCUGGACAAUCUCCUGUCUCACAUUAGAGGCUACACUGACUCUUUCUUUCCCUGGUUGUUGUGAAAAACUGCAGAAGCCCUGAACAUUUUAUUUGAAAUCCAUUUAUUUUAAAAUCCACUUUGUUUCCUUAUCCUUCUUACCUUCAUUCAUUUAGUUUAGGACUAUCGACAAUUUUACAAAGCGACACAAGCUGCAGUGGUUUUUUUUUUUUUGCGUGAAACGAGAAUAAACCUCA
Molecule: messenger RNA, 2940 nt
Organism: Athene cunicularia (burrowing owl)
Lineage: Eukaryota; Metazoa; Chordata; Aves; Strigiformes; Strigidae
Product: solute carrier family 25 member 33-like
Exons: 6
Coding region: 629-1567 (312 amino acids)
Biological process (GO): pyrimidine nucleotide import into mitochondrion
Cellular component (GO): mitochondrion
Molecular function (GO): pyrimidine nucleotide transmembrane transporter activity
Source: RefSeq, a predicted model, not a curated record